Messenger RNA from Marasmius oreades (fairy-ring Marasmius), 1860 nucleotides. RefSeq lists its product as uncharacterized. The transcript is spliced from 8 exons. Lineage: Eukaryota; Fungi; Basidiomycota; Agaricomycetes; Agaricales; Marasmiaceae. The record is from RefSeq and is a predicted model, not a curated record. The coding region runs from base 1 to 1860 and encodes 619 amino acids.
AUGCCGACCCCAAGUUCCCAAGCUGCUACAGUCAACGGACACCACGAAGGGAGGCCUAUUCGAAUCGGCAACUCGUCUGGAUAUGCCGGGGAUGGUCUUUCUCAAAUGUAUCGACUUGUCACCGACGGUCCUGUCGAUGCCAUUUUCGCAGAUUACCUUGCAGAGUUGAAUAUUCCGUGGAGGGCAUUGGAAAUGAUCGACAAUCCAGAGCUUGGGUAUGAGAAACCGGCUUUGAUUCAGUUGGGGUGGAUGACAGCGGCUGAGGAGAUCGUGAAGAGAGGAAUUAAAGUUGUUCACGACGGUGGUGCACUGAAUCCCUACGGUCUGUACAAAGCGACAAAAGAACUACUUGCAAAGAAAGGACUGAGAGAUGUCAGAGUAGCGUGGGUCGAAGGAGACAAUGUGAAAGAAAUUGUAAAGGCUUCCCUAUCUGCAAAUGGAGAAUCGCUCCCCCAUCUCGACAUUCGAGGACUUGACGUUAAAUCAGCUGUGAAGGAUGUCUUGACGGCGAAUGCGUAUAUUGGUAUGCGAGGGAUCGUGGCUGCCCUGAACGAAGGCGCACAAAUUAUCAUCUGUGGUCGAUGCUGCGACGCUUCACCUGUAAUGGGAUUAUCAGCCUGGUGGCACGGAUGGGCAGAAACCGACUACGACAGACUAGCUGGCGCUCUAGUUGCAGGACACAUUACUGAAUGUGGUCCAUACGUGACAGGAGGGAAUUUCUGUGGCUUCAGAGCGGUACCUGGCCUAGGCAAGAUAGCCGGAUACCCCAUCGCCGAAGUUGCUUCGGACGGAACGGCAAUCGUCACAAAACACGAAGGGACUUACGGGGCCGUUCCAGUUGAUACCGUCACCGCUCAGCUCGUGUACGAGAUCCAAGGUCCCAAGUAUCUCAACCCCGACGUAGUUGCUCUGUUGGAGGACAUCAAAAUCGAGCAAGUCGGAAAAGACCGUGUAAAGGUUCAUGGAGUGAAGGGUACACCACCACCUCCCACCACCAAGCUGGCGGUGUGUUCAUUAGGUGGCUAUCAAUCCGAAAAUGAUUACUACGCCGUCGGGCUUGAUAUUCAGGAGAAAAUAGAGUUGCAGAGAGCGCAGAUUCUUGGACAGAUUGACCGGUCGAAAUACAGUACAAUAUCAAUCGAGCCUCAUGGCGUUGGAAAGGAGGAUCCAGAGACCCAGAAUGAGGCUACAGUCACUAUCCGUCAUUUCGUACAAGCACCAACGAAAGAAGCAAUUGUUGAUUUUUGGACAACUAUUUCUUCAAUCGUUAUGGGCGGCUAUGCCGGAAUACAUGGUAAUUUAGAUAGACGAACAACAAUUCCCAAACCUUACAUCGAGUUCUUCCCGGCUCUGAUUCCGCAGAACAAAAUCCAGCUAAAAGUGCACAUUGGCGAUCACAUCAUUCAAGUCAGCCCCAUCUCCUUUACGGAGCCAUUCAUGGGUCAGGACUCGUAUUCUCCAAAAGUUGUCACUGAUCUGGACUCUUUUGGACCUACGAGGAAAGCACCUCUAGGCAAAGUGGUUUGUGCACGUUCAGGAGAUAAAGCAGGAAAUGCCAACGCCGGUCUUUGGGUGCGAAAUGACGAUGAAUGGCCUUGGCUCCAGUCUUUCUUGACAAUUGAGAGAUUCAAGAAAUUGCUCGGGAAAGAUUACAAGCCCGAAUAUAGAGUCGAGAGAUUCGAGAUGCCCAACAUUCGAGCAGUCCAUUUUGUGAUAUAUGGGAUUUUACAACGUGGGGUUGCAUCCAGCUCGAUGAUUGACCAGCUCGCGAAGAGUUUUGGGGAAUUCAUACGCGCGAGGCAUGUAGAGAUACCUAUAAAGUUCUUGGAGAGGCCGGCUGUUGGUGAUUAUCUGCAUUAG